AGGAGGAGAGUGGCAGAGUCCCCCCUGUCCUUUGAAGAAGCUUCCCGCCAUGCAGAGAGCACCUACGGCCACUUGGCACCAGCCCAAAAGGAACUCAUUAUAAUCACUUUCCAUGGGGCUGUCAACCUGCCCCCUCAGAGGAAUGGCUCCAAACCUUUGCCCUUUGCGAUAGCGAAAACCACCUCACAGGAAGAAAAACACCAGGAGUCUACAGCUGUCACCUCAACUACCUGGGAACCCACCAAAUGUCCCACUUGGGAGACAACAGUCAAGUUGGAGAUCCAAUCUGAAGAUGUAGGUCAUGAAGAAGUGAUCCUGAGGGUGCUUGACAGCAGAACCAGAGAUUUGCUAGCUUCCUACCGGAUACCCAUUAAGUACCUCCGCCCUUUCCACCCCUACCAUUUUGAGCUAGUGUCGGCUCACAAGUCUGGUUUAGCCAAAUUGUAUGCUUCAAUCACUCGGGAGAGCAGUUUCAUGCCCCGAUACAUUGGAUGCACUCACACAGCCUUAGAGGUCUUUCUUCAUGGGGUCAAUGAGCCCCUUGCCAACCCCUAUGGUCCUAUCAUAGCAGUUGCCCGUGUCAUUCCCAACUACAAGGAGUUCAAGGAGACUAUGUUGAGCAAAGAGACUUUAUCUAUGGGACUGCCUAUGAGAACUGUCAACUUUCCAAACCCCUCAGUGUUGGCUUUUGAUGUUCCUCCAAACAACAAUCAGGGAUACCCUCAGGUAUCUAAGCCUGGUGGGCCCGCCAGACAGCCUAAAUGGAAUACCUCCUUCCUCUACCAAGCCCGGAAUGGAUGCACACAGUUCAAUGAAGAUCUGGCCCUGGUGCUAGAGUUUUAUCCCGUGACUCCAAUGCCCAAGAAAGAAUCUUGGAACCUUACAGAGCCCUUGGGCAUCUCUGUGUUGCCGCUCAACGACCGAGUUUACCGAAAAAUGAUGUCAGGAACACCGCCUGCGCUGCAUGUGAAGAAACUCCCCAUCUUGAAAACUAAGCUGAAAACGAUUUCAGGUGAAACGCCCACUGUUAACCUUUCUUUCCAAGUGCUUUCCUCAGAGAGGCCGGACAACUUUAUGACUCCCAACAAUUGCACAGACAUUCCUGUCCUGAACCCUACACUCCUAGAUGCAGAACUUGGCACCAUCCGUGAAUCAUGGUCCAAGGAAUUUCCAAGCCCAGAGUCAGAGGCUGAACCAGAACCAGAGCCAGAGCCAGAGUCAGAGCCAGAGCUAGAGCUAGUGACAGAGUUACAACCAAGGCCUGAGCCCAAACCAGGCUUUGUGGACAAGUGCCUUUCUGUGCCCUCACUGGAAGAAGUAAGACCUCGAGAGCUUCUGCAGCAAACACUGGAAGAUUUCAGCCCACGUUGGCCACAUCAGAAGGUUAUGCACAAGAUCCAAUCAAAGUCCCAGCCCUUCAAGGUGUGGCCCCAUGAAGAGAUAGAUGAGUACUCCCACCUGCCUGAUGGGAAGGUGCAUCUGUAUAGCAGUUUUUAUUAUUCGGAACCCUCAGACAGCCAAGAAAAUCAGUGUGAGGUGGGAGAGAAGCCCAAACAAUCAGAUACAUCAUUAACUGUCUGGAGAGAGGCGAGCAACUACCAGAAAGCCAUGACAAAGAUGGCCAGCGACAUCCUGGUCCUGCGUCGGCAAGUGACCACACUGGAGGCAGAAAACAAUUCCCUUCGGCAACAGGUGACCACACAGGAGCAGAUGGGUCAUGCCUCUGCGGAAGAUGAAGAGAUGAUAGCAAAUAUGAAGCAAAGACUUUCCCAUAGCACCACGGAAAUGAGGAGGCUGAAGGAUAGGGUGCAGCAGCUGCAGAAUGAGUUAAUUCGGAAGAACGAUCGGGAGAAGGACUUGUUGCUAAUACAACAGUCUCACCAGCAACAGCAGCAAAACUUGAAGAGAUGCCAGGACAAGCUGCAGAAAAUGAAGGGCCUGGAGCAAACUGUGAAGAACCAGGAGAAGGUGAUUCAAACAAUGGAAAAGAUCUUGGAGGACAAGGUAAAUCGACCAUCCAGGGAAAGGUCUGACACUCUAUCAUCACCACUGGGGCGGCCUCUGGGAAAGCACAUGGGCCCCAUGGGGGAGAGUGUGCCCUUUGACUUUUACUCCAUAUUGCUGGCCGAGAACGCAAGGCUACGGAGUGAGUUGGAUAAAAACCGCCACCAGUCUUCCCCCAUCAUCCUGCAGCAGCAAGCCCUACCGGGGUGUAAUGGGAUUGCAAUAGUGUGGUUCCCUUAUUGGCCAUAUUUGUGCUUUUGCCAACAGGACUUCCUGUCCGGCACCUCAGACAAAGUCAAUCUUAUGGCCAAAUUGGAGAGCGCUCAAAAUCGUAUUCGGAAUUUGGAGAGCGAGUUGGAAGAUUCAGCUCGGCGCUGGGGACGAGAAAAGCAAGACCUGACUUCGAAACUGAUGGAACAAGACCAUGGCUUUAUACUUGGCUCCAGUCCUAUGUUGACAGAACACCAAAGGAGUCCUACGGACCGUACGACUUUCAAGAAGCCGCAAAAACCGGAUCCGUUAUCGCUCCAUCCAGAGCUUGACCCGAAAAGGCCAACGAAAAUAGAAGGGAAGCCUCCCCAACAGCACCACAGAAACAGGCCUCCCUUUGCAUUCCUCUCCUGGAAUCACAUCCUUAACAACUUUAUUAAAUGCAUAAAUCUUGUCACUGCCUUCCUAGGCCUCCCUCCUAGAACCCCAGCCCAGAAUCUCUAUAGAGCAGAGAACUGGCAGAUUAGUUAA
This is a messenger RNA of Trichosurus vulpecula (common brushtail), 2745 nucleotides long. RefSeq names its product coiled-coil domain containing 33 (gene CCDC33). Gene Ontology annotation, cellular component: peroxisome. The record is from RefSeq and is a predicted model, not a curated record. The transcript is spliced from 23 exons. NCBI's taxonomy places the organism in Eukaryota, Metazoa, Chordata, Mammalia, Diprotodontia, Phalangeridae. The annotation marks the transcript as partial.